AUGAAAAUUAUACAAGAUUUAACUAUGAAGAAUAAGCAGAAACACAGAAUGGUUGAAGUGAGAUCAAUAAGGAUAUUCAUAGUUGGAAGAUACACUCCGUUACAAAAGUUUGUGGACAGCCAUAAACUUCUUGGUAUACUCUCUUUUACGGCUAUUAUGUUACAGGAUACACUUUUACGUUACUCUUUGCUGUUUCUUUUUAUCUGA
This is a messenger RNA of Enterospora canceri, 207 nucleotides long. Lineage: Eukaryota; Fungi; Microsporidia; Enterocytozoonidae. The record is from the annotation of a GenBank genome assembly.